CAGAGUCGGAAGCGCCGCUGUCCGCGGGCCGCAGUGAUUAGGAAGUCGGGAUGGAACCGCGCUCAGCAUAAGCCCGUGGCCGAGCCUGGGCCGAGGUGGCUGGGGGCGGCCCGGGCUGCUUUGGGUGGAGCGAGCAGGGGGCGCGGAGCGGCCUUCGGGUCAGUGCGGGCGAGCCCUGGCCGUUGCGCUCCUCUCGUGCGGGCGUCGGGGCCAGGACCCGCCCCCGUCCUCCCGGCCUGGAACACCGCCGGCGCGCCUGCCAACUUGCCCCGCCGCCCCUCAUCCGGUCCUGGACAGUUGGGAAGAGCUGGUGUCCCGCCCGCAAUCGGACAGCUCUCUCCCGGUGGCUUACAGUAGGCCCCCGCCCGCGUCUCCGCGGCUCUCUCCCGGGCUGCCAGAACGCUGACGUGGAGCAGCCCGCCCAGCACGCUCAUGGAGAAGUUUGGGAUGAGUUUCGGAGGCGGCCCGAGCAAGAAAGACCUGUUGGAUACCAUCGAGUCGCAGAAGAAGCAGCUUCUCCAGUACCAGGCACGGCUCAAGGAUGUGGUCCGCGCUUAUAAAAGCCUCCUGAAGGAGAAAGAGGCUCUGGAGGCCAGCAUUAAAGUGCUGUCGGUGUCCCACGAGGCGGAUUUGAGCCUCACAGGGGUCCAGCCUCCAGGCCUCACCUUUCCUGACUCUGUUGAUGACCGGUGCUCCACCCACAGCGGUGAUAGCACUGGGACUGCCACCAGCUUGGAUACUGCGGCCAGUCUUACCAGUACCAAGGGUGAGUUUGGGGGAGAAGAUGACAGAUCGGUCCGCGGACCACCACCUGCAAAGUCCGAAGAGGCCAGCGGGUCAGAGAGUGGUGUUAGCAGUAGCAGUGGGGAUGGGCCCCCUGCGGGUGGGGAGGCAGACAAACGACUGCACCAGCUCAAGACUCAGUUGGCUACUUUGACCAGCUCUUUGGCCACAGUCACCCAGGAGAAGUCCCGCAUGGAGGCUUCUUACCUGGCUGACAAGAAGAAGAUGAAACAGGACUUGGAGGAUGCCAAUAAAAAGGCAGAGGAGGAAAGGGGCCUUCUAGAGGGGGAAGUGAAGGGGCUGCAGGAGCAGAUAGCAGAAACCAAAGCCCGACUUAUCUCGCAGCAGCAUGAUAGGGCUCAAGAGCAGAGUGACCAUGCCUUGAUGCUGCGUGAGCUCCAGAAACUGCUGCAGGAGGAGAGGAUCCAGCGCCAGGACUUGGAGCUCCGGCUGGAAGAGACCCGAGAAGCCCUGGUGGGGCAGGCGUAUGCAGCUGAUCAGAUAGAAGGGUUCGAACUGCAGACCAAGCAGUUGACCCGUGAAGUGGAGAUGCUGAAGGGUGAGCUGCAGGCUCUUCGAGAUGAGAAAAAUCAGCCAGACCCCCGGCUGCAGGAGCUUCAGGAAGAGGCUUCCUGCCUCAAGAGCCAUUUUCAAGCUCAGUUGCAGCAGGAAAUGAGGAAGACAGCCCUUGCAGAGGAUCAACUCCGCCAGCAAUCUCAGGUGGAAGAGCAGAGGGUGGCGGCCUUGGAGAAUCAAAUAUCUGAGGUGUCUGAACUGCUGGGCACCUAUGAGAAAGCCAAGCAGAAGGACCAGCUGACCAUCCAGAAGCUGAAGGAGCGCAUUCUGCAGCUAGACAUGGAGAACAAGACGCUGGCUCUAGCUGCCUCCAGCCGGUCCCCUCUAGACAGCCAUGGAGAGGAGCCCAGUCUGGAUGUCAGUGUCCUGAAGGAUAAGAUGGAGAAGCUGAAGAGGCUGCUGCAGGUUGCAGCCAGGAAAAGCCAGAUGACCCUGGACGUGGAGAAGCUCUGCGACCUGGAGAUAAUGCCCAGCUCGGAGGCUGCCGAUGGGGAGAAGGCUACUGCGCUCUAUUACCAGCAGGAGUUGAAACAGCUGAAGGAAGAGUUUGAGAGAUACAAGAUGAGGGCCCAGGUCGUCCUCAAGAGCAAGAGUACCAAAGAUGGUAACCUGGCGAAGGAUCUGGAAGAAGCCCAGGAACAGCUUGCAGAGCUAAAGGAGAAGUAUAUAUCCCUGCGGCUGUCCUGUGAGGAGCUGGAGCGUCAGCACCAACAGGAGGCUGAGGCCCAGAGGCAGGAGCUGGCCCGCCUGCAGCAGCUCCACCGGCAGGAGCUGGAGCGGAGCCAGCUGGACUUCAGGGACCGCACGCUGAAACUGGAGGAGGAGCUGCACAAGCAGCGGGACCGCGCCUUGGCUGUGCUUGCCGAGAAGGACUUGGAGCUGGAGCAACUGCGUUCUGUGGCCUUGUCCUCUGGGCUGCCAGGACGCAGAAGCCCUGUGGGUGGCGGGGUUCUUGGAGACCCAGCUGACAAAUCUACCUCGGAUAGCCUGACCCAAGCCCUGCAGCUUGCUGCAGCCAGUGAGCCCACUUUCUUUCUGUACGCUGAGCAGUUGGCCCGCAAGAAGGUGGAGAUCACAUCGCUGAGGAAGCAGAAACACAGGCUUGAGGUCGAGGUGCAUCAGCUGCAGGAUCGGCUGCUGGAGGAGGGGGAGCGGCAUCGUGAGGAGGUCGGAGCCCUGCAGAGCCACAUCGAAAAGAACAUCCGGGACCAGAGUAGGGAGGGAGCCAACCUGGAGUACCUCAAAAACAUCAUCUUCCGCUUCCUGACCUUGCCUGACAUGCUGGGCCGCCAGCAGACACUCACAGCCAUUCUGACUAUCUUGCACUUCAGUCCAGAAGAGAAACAAGUGAUAAUGCGUCUCCCAGCCAGUGGUAGCUGGUGGCCUUCUGGCAAGAGAUGAUGCCAUUUUCGCUGACUUCCGAGAUUUCUGUGCCUCUUUCAUGUGGGAAGGGGCAGGCUACGGUUUCUGCUGCCUCUGCCUCUUCUCUUAUGUUAUCAUUUAUUUCUUCACUGUAUUGAACUGGGAGGAGUCUUCAGUGUGGGAUGGGAUUUUCUGCCACAUGCCAUUAAUGCAUCUGGGCUCUGGGGAUACUGAAAGUGUUGGGAUAGCAUCUGCUGGUGCCAUGUGUGUGUGUCUCCGAGUGUGAGGGGGGAGAGGUUGGGACUGAGAGGUGCAAAAGUUGGGGAAGUGGUGAGAAUCUUUUAAAAUAAAAAUUUUUUUGGGGGGGACGUUUGUUUUAAUACUAUGCUCCUUGCUUAGAGCUAGGAGUAAAUGUGACUCCACAGAGAGUUCAGGUAACUAAUUUCUAAACAAGCCCUGAGAUGCACAUUGACCAUUUACUCCAUUUCAUCACAAUAUGAAUGUGUUCACUGCUGUCCCUAUUCUCUGGGGACAUAAUUCCAGGCUGGAAAGGGCCAGCAAGCUUGAAAUAGUGACAGAUUGUCCGCUAGUCCAAAGGGUUAAGGAAUAGUGAGUUUAUAUUGGAACUGGAAAGCUUGGUCUAGUUAGGGCCUGGGUGUGACCCAAGCAAUCUAGACAAAACAUGCCACUUAUAACCAUCCUGGAGAGGGCCCUGGGUACCAUUUUGACUUUAAGAGAGUUCCUGAGUGACCUGCUUUGGGCCUGGAUAGGGUUAAAAUAGACCUCAUACUGGCUCCUGCCUUAAUCUGUCUGCCUAAGGUUGACCUGAAAUUGUGAGUGGAUGACUUCGCUGUCUUUUCCUCAGUGUUGUACUUUCAUUAAGAAACAAAAUCCUAGCUUCUUACUGAGAGGGUUUGGAUUGGUAAGCUCUGAUCCUGCCUUGGUACAAGGAACCAGUUCAGAGAUUUGCUACCCUCUAUUUCUGCCUCUGUAGGAUAAGGAAGGAGGAGAAAGAUUUGUUGCAAAGGAUUCCGAAAGAUUGCUGUCAUCCUUACGGGAGAGUGAUGGAAGUUUAGCUGUGGCUGUGCUGGGGUACUUCUGCCCUGUAACCAGCAUUCUGGCUAAAUCUCCAUCUACUUGCAACCAGGGUGCUCAUAGUGUACUGUAACCAGGGUAUUUUGACCACCCCUUCAGAGGUAAUAGAGUUUCAAUCUACAGUCUUCAUAUUCCCACACACGUUACUGUAACUUUUCCUCCUUCCCAGGGGUUUCUUUUAUUUGCUCUUGUAUAAAUAGAUCCAUUCUGCUCUUAAGGAAAGGUGGGACUCAGAAAAUUUAUGUCAAACAGUAUCAGUUUCCCUAUCUUUUCCUUUCCUCUGUAUUCCCUUGCUGGUUAUAGAGAUCUCUGGAUCCUAAAUACUGAUGGUUUCCCUUAACUGGACUACUAUCUUUCUGUUUUUUCCCCAUAGAGCUCUGUUUUCUGAGGGUUUGGGGUGCAGAAGAUUUGGUUUAAACUUUCUGAGUGGGAGGGUAGGUGACCUUGAGUAUCCACAGUGAAUGGAGUUAAUAUAAGGGAAGUGAUGUGUUCAAAUGAUAACAUAAACCAUGGAAUCAUUAACCCCGAGUGGCUUGACCUGCAUCUUUCCUUAAUGGUAUGUAUAUCUAGACACAAACAGUAUGAAUAUAAAUGGUGAAUGAAAGGAUGGAAAUAUAUUAAUCCAUGAACCUGAAUCCAGGGAGGAAUACCUUAGUGCUUCAGCUGCUUCAGUUCACAACACAAAUUUCUUAGCCUUUGUGUGUGUAUGUUUUGUGUAGGCAGCAACACUGGAAAAAGCUUUCUCAUGGGUUUAGUGGGUGGACUUGAAACUUUUAUAACUGCUUCAAACUCUGGAAGUAAUCUGUUUAUGAGUGUUUUAAUCUGCAUAGAAUCAGGGUUUAUGAAUCCUGAAAAAGUUUGAGGACACCAAGAUAACUAAAUAAUAAUUAUAGACUUUCCCUCAAUUUCCUUACCUCUGUCUCCCUGAACGUUGAUAUUUUGUGGUUGUUGCUUUUUCUGGGUGGUUAUGGACAGAAUAGAAAGAUCCAUAGUCAAUUGUGCUUAUGACUUUUCAAAGGACACCAGACAGGCAAAAAAGGAAGUCAAUUUCUGAUUAAUAAUUUUAAUAGUCUGGAUGUAAUUAAGGCUGUGAAUGCCCCCAGCUGAAACUAGAAGACUUGGUUCCUCCCUACCCUUAAUGUCACUUAGAGGCUAGAAAAAGACAUCAUUAAUGCAGAGGUGUAAAUUUAAAGCUCCUUAUCUCUCUACCCUUCCCAAAAAGGUUUUCCAGUCAUUUGACUGGUUUGUCUAUGAUAGAAACUCUAAGAAAGGAAAGGGAAAGAGACUGAAAGUAGAAUUGAGAUCAGAAGCAGAGAAAAAUAAAUUUUUCUUGGGCCUUGGUCCCAGAAUGUUGAUGGUAUACAAGGUGUGUCAAUUAGGUAAGACUGAACCUUAUUUAUUUCCUUGUUACUACACAAAUCAGAGAAGGAUUUAUGUGAAAACAAGGUGGAGAGAGAAAUUGACAGUAAGACAAUCUGACCACCCAACUGUAAGGAUUUUCUGCUUUCUCCCCCCCCCACCCCUCUUUUUGGGUACCUCCAAUCUGAGGGAUAAAUAUGUCCAUAUAGCACUCCCUUGCUGUAAGUCCCCACCUAUUUACCCAGAACCUUAAGACUCUCUCAGGCUGCUGCUUCAUGCUGUUUUCUUUAACUCUUGUCAAUUGUGCCAGCCCCAUGUUGAGCAAUUUACAUCCAUUGUAUUGUUCACUCCUCCGAGGUGUAGGAGGAGGUCUCUUUUGAGAUGAAGAGAGAGACUAAGGCAUUAAAUUUGCCCAAGAUCAUUUAACUAGAUGUCAGAACUGGGUGUGAUUGACCCAGCCCAAAGCCCACAUAAUCUUGAUGUGCUCCUGCUUCCUCAGGACCCAGGAGGGUCAGCGCAUCUUUCAAUACCUGUCUCUGUAGAGGAUUUCUAGGGAUGGCAAGACCAAUCUCCAGGCUGAACUGGGCUGGUUCGAGUGGAAAGUCUCCAGCCUUCAGUUGCAGCCAGUUAAAGUUGCUACACAAGUUGAACAGGCAACUGGUUGUGCAUAAGAGACCUAAAGCUGCUUUGUCCCAGUUUCUGAGGGCUAAUUUUAGAACUCAGAUCAUUCUAACAAAAUAAAAGGAGGGCUGGGUACCAACUCUUGCUACAAUAUGUUCCAACUGUUACUUGUGGUAAAGCUGGGGAAACAGCUUUGGGAAUUGGAAACAGAACCCUAAUGAAUGGGCUGCUUUACCCAAUUGUUAACCACCUUUCUUCCCUCCCCUCUAUUCUGUUCCUCCACCUCCACCAGGCAGCCUGCUUAUGCUAGAUUGAUGGUGUUUGGGGAAGGGAACUAGAUUCAGACAUUUCUGGGACCAGCUUUGUGACCUUGGCAUACUAAUUGUUCUACUUUGCAAAUGCUGCCGGAAUGCAAAACAUCAGAAAUGGAUUGGCUUUUAUAAAGGGGGUUUAUUUGGUUAUACAGUUAUAGUCUUAAGGCCAUAAAGUG
Messenger RNA from Choloepus didactylus (southern two-toed sloth), 6286 nucleotides. RefSeq names its product GRIP and coiled-coil domain containing 1 (gene GCC1). Bases 433 to 2760 code for a protein of 775 amino acids. Gene Ontology annotation, cellular component: Golgi apparatus. The transcript has 2 exons. The record is from RefSeq and is a predicted model, not a curated record. Lineage: Eukaryota; Metazoa; Chordata; Mammalia; Pilosa; Megalonychidae.